AUAGAAUGCGGGCUAAGACUAAAGACUGAUAUGUAUGGAUUUACUUGUCAAUGAUAUAGAAAUGUGUAAUUAAAUCCAACUUUACACAUUUAUUGACUAAAAAUUUUCAAGAAACUAUUUGGUUAUUAUGUCAGAUGUACUGUAUCAAGAUCCCUUGCAGGGAGAACCAUUUGCUCAAUUGCCUACUCCUAAAUCAUUGGAUCCGAUACCAAAGAGCAUAAGUUUGACCGAUCCGAUAAUGCUCAGAUAUACUUUGUGUCUUAGUAUCGUGAUACGAAAUUGCUUUCAUGUCUAUCUGUGUUGGCGCCAAUUCCGUUUAUGCAAAAGAUCUCAAGAACCUCCACCUCAAAUGCUGGGUAUAAUGUCGCAAGCCACUUUCGAUUCAUCAAAGGAUAGGGAAAUGCGUACAGUGGAGCUUCAACUUAUUCGCUAUAUCUUUGAUGCGAUACUAAGCUGCUUGGAAUUGCAUUGUGGAGUAUUUCCAUAUCUUUGGAAACUCACUAUGUUGUGGUAUCGUCGAAUCGGAGAUGAUGUGUGGCAGAAUUUGGUCUUUAUGGUAAUAUUUUCCACCUACAUGGUAAUGCGGACAAUACCAUCGGUUUUGUAUGAUAAGCUAGUACUGGAACCAUAUUACGGUGCCGAUCCAGAAAAGGUGCGCACCCUGGUGGGUCUCUUAUGUGCCUCGGCCUUCCUUAUUGUCCUGGUGCAGGUUGCCCUGAUACCAAUCACUGUCAUUUUUCUGUUCAUCGAAGGUAAUGGAGGUUGGUAUUUUGUGCUAUGGAUUUGGGGUUUCCUAUUUGUUCUUUCGAUUGUGUGCCUGUUGUUCUUCAGUCUGUUUGGAGCUCCUUGCCUGGGUAAGAGUACCAAACUACCCGAGGGUAAUCUCCGCAAGGAGCUAACCAAAGUUUUUAGUGAUUUUAAAUUUCCAUCUAAUCGAGUCUAUGUGGUUCAAACAUUUCACAUUAGCAAUGCUACGGCUUAUGUCUGGGGCUGUUGCUGUUGUAAGCGUCUGAUUAUAUUGGACAAUUUGAUCUAUAAUCGUGGCAAACCAAUCGAAGAACUUCAUGAGGAUGAGGUUGGAUUGGGGCUUAAGGACGAACAAUUGGCCGCGUUUCUGGCCCAUCUAUUGUCCCAUUGGCGUAGAUAUCACUUGUUUAAAUCCUUCACCAUGGUACACAUUAGUUUACUUAUCUAUUUAUUGUUGUUCGGCACUUGCUAUCGGCAGCAAACAUUGUAUGAAGCAGCUGGAUUCUCAUAUGAAUUCUAUCCCCGUAUUGUGGGCUAUUGGUUAGUUUACAAGUAUGUAAUGCCUCCAUAUCUGACCAUCACCAAUUGGAUUAUAUUCUAUUUUAUACGUCACUUUGAGUACUCGGCGGAUAAAUACGCCUGGAAAUUGGGCUAUAGUCAAGACCUAAAAUCGGCUCUACUUAAAUUAUUUGCGGACAACCGUCUCUUCCCCAUGGUUGAUCAUUGGUAUCUCAUGUGGCAUCGAGUGAGGCCAUCUAUUCUGCAACGUCUCAGUAAUUUGCAUCGUUUGGAAGUGGGAUCUCGAGCAACAAGGUUGGAGUUAAUCUGAUUGCACUUGUUUUUUUGUGUUGUUCAUUAGAGAAGGAAGUAAAAGAAAUAAACAGGAUCAGAAGAGAGAAUUUAAAUUUGUGCUAAUUCAUUU
Drosophila willistoni is the source of this 1669-nucleotide messenger RNA. Its product is annotated as CAAX prenyl protease 1 homolog. Gene Ontology annotation, molecular function: metalloendopeptidase activity. Gene Ontology annotation, biological process: CAAX-box protein processing. Gene Ontology annotation, cellular component: endoplasmic reticulum membrane. The record is from RefSeq and is a predicted model, not a curated record. The transcript has a single exon. The coding region runs from base 128 to 1576 and encodes 482 amino acids. Lineage: Eukaryota; Metazoa; Arthropoda; Insecta; Diptera; Drosophilidae.